GAAGUGGGUGCGAAAACACAUUCAGUAGCUAUGGUAACGACAGCUCAGGCGUCAAUACCGUCGCCUCUUCACAUCACUCCGCGUUACGUAAACAAAAUGGACAGCGACGAUAACGCAAAGGCCUUAGCCAGGUCCAUCCUUGGACCAGCCAAGGACGCUGAAUUCCUUGCGAGCUUUGUCCGAGUCGGCAUAGUAGAUGAGGAAGAAGAGGACACCACCCCAAAAGCAUCCAUCAGCAAGAGAGCCCCGCAAUCCGCUGACAAAAGCAAUGAAGUCGUCGAAGAAGAAAAACAUUCGACGAAGGAAAGGAAAGUUUCCCCCAAACCGACGAAAAAGAGCGCUAAACGCAAACAGAAGCGUGAGAGACGACUGCGAGAAGAAGAACUGUAUACCGACAAAGACCGAGCUGCUGCCGUAGUGAUGGGCUCCAGGGAUAUCAAGCAGUCGCUGAGCAUGAAGGACAAGGCGGAGAGAAGCAGCGCAUUACAAUUGCCCGAGGAAGCUGAUGCUGGGAAUUUGCUGGCCCUGGCCAGAGCAGAAAUGACUCGCGAAAGAUUUAGGACCGCUUUUAAUUUUGUUAACAAGGCUAUAGAACUGGCUCCAGAAGAGAAGGCAGCCUACGUCGCGCGCAGCAAAUGCCAUCUCCUUCUCGGCGAGCCUAAGGCCGCACUAGCGGACGCCGAGACCGCACUGGCUUUAGACCCCAAGCACGGGAAGGCGCUACUUCACAAGGCUGAGGCGCUGUACUAUUGCGGGGAGUUUGAGAUGAGCCUGGUGCAUUACCACAGGGGCUUGCGUGCGAGGCCUGACUUAAACGAGUUUAGGCUGGGAGUGCAGAAGGCGCAGGAGGCCAUAGAAAACACAAUAGGCGCCGUAAAACCAGCGAAGAAGCCAACCAAGCGGACUCGCUCCAAGUCCGCCCGGCCGGUCCUCGGUCAGCUCAUGUCCGACAAGCUUUACUUAGAAAACCUUUUAAAGAACCCCGGCUUGGCCAUCGCGGACAGGAAGAACAAUAUUGUGACUCAGCAGGCUGAGGAGGCGUUGAGAUUCCUCGAGAACAGGGAGGAAUUCUGGAGGCAGCAGCAGUCGCAGCAGACGUUAUAA
This is a messenger RNA of Cydia strobilella, 1104 nucleotides long. RefSeq names its product outer dynein arm-docking complex subunit 4. Gene Ontology annotation, cellular component: cytoplasm. Bases 31 to 1104 code for a protein of 357 amino acids. The record is from RefSeq and is a predicted model, not a curated record. The transcript is spliced from 3 exons. Lineage: Eukaryota; Metazoa; Arthropoda; Insecta; Lepidoptera; Tortricidae. Gene Ontology annotation, molecular function: protein binding.